CACCAAGAGAAUAUUGUUUGGCUGAUGCAGAUGCUGUCCGCAGCCUAAUGACCUUUCUUGGUUUGGUUUUUGAGUUUUUCUCUUAUCCACAAAAUCAAAUCUUCUCCAACAGCUUGUGUGGUUCUGAAUCCCAGAUGGCUCUUUCCGCAGCCCCACUUCCGUCUUCUUCUGUCUUUUCGUUUUCACUAAGCUCCUCCGCUAAAUCGUUGUUCCAUUUCCCUUCAACUUCCUCUGCCACUGUUUCGAGAGAAACUGAGUUAACCCGUGAAAAAAACUCGCGGGUUCUCCGUUCCCGCCAUUUGUUAUUUCAAAUUGAAGCUGUUGAAGCUAGGAAUCUGUUAGAUGGGGCUCGGUUAAAGGGAAGAAAAUGGAAUCGGACGAUGUUGAUUUUCACGACGUGUUCGGUGGCCCUCCGAGGAGGCGGUCGUCCGUUCAUGAAACGCGGUACAGCUUCUCCGAGACGGUGGAUUCCUUCGCGUUGAAACGUCGCGAUGAUGAAGCACCGUCGGGCCGGAGUAGUCGCUGGUCUGGUUUGAACGAGAAACCGGUGUUCGGGGAAGAAGGUGUCCACGGGCGGCGAUUUCCGAGCAAUGAUUUUUACGACGAUAUCUUCCAAGCCGAUGAAUCGGUGAGUUCUUCUCCUCGCCGUCAUGAGCGUGACCUUUUCUCUUCGACUCCUGGUUCGGGGAUUCUAAGUCCUGCUAGACCUCUUCCGCCGCCGGUAGAGCCCUUCGGCAGUUCUUCCCUCCCUGCACAAUUAAGCCUACCCUCAAGAUUGGCCAAAGGGACUGAUUUACCAGCGUUUGGAUCGAACCCAUCAAGAAACAAGGACGGUGGCUUGAAUGGAAGCCAUACAAAUUCUCCUAGGUUCACUCUUUCCAGAUUUUCUUCAAGCACAUCAAGCCAUCGUUCUGGUCUUUUGUCUUCUGAAUUCCAAGAACGUGGCAGUGAGGAAGCAUCAUCCUUUAGAAAGUCUGAUAGUAAUGCUAUGAGUGGAAACAGUUCAACGAAAGGAGUAGAUAGUUUAGAGGAUUCUAAUGGUAGUGGUCAAUUUCAGUUCCAUUUCUCCAUUUACAAAUGGGCAAGCAAAGGGGUGCCUCUGAUGAUGCCACUGAGAGGAGGGAACGGAUCGAGAUCAAGAUCAAAGACUAUGAUCCGAAGAAGCUCGAGCUCGACCGAUAGGGUAGUGAAGAAUAAAAAUGAGAUGCAUUCCCCAACAUCAACUAUACAGCACAUUGAUUUUCCUCUCGUCUUUCACGAAACUGCAAACGUCGAUGACGAAAAGGGAACGGGUUUACUGCCUGACAUAGCUGGUGUUGAUCAAAGAAAGGCUGGUGGAAGUUUUGAGGAAGCAAUUUCAGCCGCUCCUUCAGAAAACUUGAGCAGACAAACUUCACUGAGAAAUUCAAAAAUGAAGACACCUAGUUUCCUAAGUGCAGACAUGGAAUCUGGGCAUAACAUUGGCAGAAAGAAAGCUGGGGGGAAAAUUUCGGAGUUCGUUAAGAUUUUCAACCAAGUACCUGCAUCGAAACCCCGAGACGUAGUCGAUUUAGCAAAUGAUAGCUCUACAAGGAAACAGGAAAGUGCUUCAAAAGCUCAAACAGAAGCAACUGUCAAUAAAAUAAGGAAGGAUGAGAAACCCAAGCUGAAUAAGAACACAGAUGCUUCCACCAAGGGAGAUGAUGUUUCCAAGCAAUCAGUGGAUGAUCACUCUGCUAAAAAAGCUGCUAGCUACAGAAGUCCAGCACCAAACACUGUUCAUGUUCCCGGUGUCGCAAAGUCUACAACUCCGGACGUGGAGGAGCCCUUCCAAGAGCAUUUCUCGGUAAAAGAAUUACCACAAGACUAUGAUGAUUCCAGAGUAACAGACAAUGGUCGUGAAGGAUUACAAGCUAUCGAUACUAAAAUACGACAUUGGUCGAACGGGAAGGAAGGGAAUAUACGUUCGCUGCUGUCAACUUUGCAAUAUGUUCUUUGGCCUAAGAGCGGAUGGAAGGCUGUUCCUCUGGUUGAUAUAAUCGAUGGACAUGCAGUUAAGAGAUCUUAUCAGAAGGCUUUGCUGUACCUUCACCCUGAUAAGCUACAACAGAAGGGUGCUUCAUCAGAUCAAAAGUAUAUUGCAGCAAAAGUUUUUGAAAUACUACAGGAGGCUUGGACUCAUUUCAAUACGCUGAGUGGACAAUGAUAUAUAAUCGCGGCAUUAUGGGAACUGUGAUUUUGGCAGAAUGGAAGGCAAUGAGGUGCACACAAAGAGAUGUCUCUAUAAAGCUUUUUAAAGUGUCAUUUGCAUUUGUUUACAUACAAAAUCCAAAUGUCCUUUAAUGAAGAAAAAUAAUUUAAAUA
Messenger RNA from Cucurbita moschata (crookneck pumpkin), 2343 nucleotides. Its product is annotated as J domain-containing protein required for chloroplast accumulation response 1-like. The coding region runs from base 368 to 2185 and encodes 605 amino acids. The record is from RefSeq and is a predicted model, not a curated record. Gene Ontology annotation, cellular component: cytoplasm; intracellular membrane-bounded organelle; vesicle. Lineage: Eukaryota; Viridiplantae; Streptophyta; Magnoliopsida; Cucurbitales; Cucurbitaceae. Gene Ontology annotation, molecular function: clathrin binding. The transcript is spliced from 8 exons. Gene Ontology annotation, biological process: clathrin-dependent endocytosis; clathrin coat disassembly.